AUGCAACAACAACCGGUAAUAAAUGGAAAUCCAACUCGAAUUACUGGUACCGUUCCUGUGCGAUGUAUAUGUUACAGUUGUCAAAAAGAUAUUGUAACACGUACAGAAAAGAAAAAUGGUCUUGUUACGUGGCUUAGUUGUGGAGGUAUAUGUGUUCUUGGUGCUCCGUUUGGCUGUUUUCUUGGUUGUUGUUUAAUUCCAUUCUGUGUCGAUGCAACCAAGGAUACUGUACAUUAUUGUCCAAAUUGUUCUAUUGUACUUGGUGAAGACAGAUUACUGUCAUAG
This is a messenger RNA of Adineta steineri, 285 nucleotides long. The record is from the annotation of a GenBank genome assembly. Lineage: Eukaryota; Metazoa; Rotifera; Eurotatoria; Adinetida; Adinetidae.